Messenger RNA from Theileria orientalis strain Shintoku, 1509 nucleotides. RefSeq lists its product as uncharacterized. The transcript is spliced from 7 exons. Gene Ontology annotation, molecular function: protein binding; phosphatidylinositol binding. Bases 1 to 1509 code for a protein of 502 amino acids. The record is from RefSeq and is a predicted model, not a curated record. Lineage: Eukaryota; Apicomplexa; Aconoidasida; Piroplasmida; Theileriidae.
AUGGAUUUAUCUGACUUUUCAAUUAAAGUUAAAAGGGGCAAUUCCCACAGGUUUCAAUACGAAAUUGAUGUUGUGUAUAAAGACAGAAAGUGGUCAAGAUAUAGAACAUUCAGUGAAUUUGAGCAGUUGUACGAAGACCUUGUCAAUUCUGAUUUUUGCGACGUUCCAAUCUUACCAGAUGUUAAUCUGGCCGCGGGCCUGGCAGCUCUUGAAGACCUACACAAUGCGGAAAACUAUUUAAAUUCUUUUCUAAACGAACUUUUUUCUAGAGCCGAUACGAGGUGUAGUCGCCAUCUAUUAGAAUUUGUUGAUUUGAUUCACUAUUUGGAAUACGUUCCGGAUCCUCCAAAAGCCAAAUUGCUCUCUUCUUCUCCAGCCGCUAACCUUUCAGUCUCAGACUGUUUACUCCUAGAGGAUCAUAACCUAAUAAUAGUUGCUUACGAAGAAAAAACAUUUAUUUGUAAGGUCGGGAAGCUGUGGUCAUUUAUCGAAAAGGACAUACUCGGACUUCUGAGAAUAUUCAAAUACGGUAUGUGUGUAACGGCUCAUGAUUCCGCAGAUAAUGUUCAGUACGAGUUCACACAGUUGUUGUCCUUGGAUUUCACGCACAAAGUUAGGUGCCUGUGCCUCCACGAAGAGACACAAACCUUGUUCAUUGGCACCGACUUAGGUGAUAUGGAACGGUACCGUCUAGUGGUCGGCGAGAGUGUAAUGUUGGAGUUCAUUGACUCCAUUAAACUUCACGAAAACGCAAUUCUGGCGAUCACAUUGUAUGAUAAUCACGUUUACACCUCAGGGUACGACGGAAACAUAAGGAAGGUGGAAAUUAACAGUAACAGAGUUGUGGGAGGGGGAAAGUUAAAUAAGAGGCUAAAGGGAGGAAAAUUGAUGACUUCCACGGUGAAUGAUAAUAUUAUGUUAAUCGCAACCACAAACAACGAAUUAUUCUCGUACUAUAUGGAAAGGGAGAUACCGAUCCACGUUAACACGACGAACGUGUUCGAGCCUUGUAAUAUUAGGAAAAUACUCCCGUGUGACAAAAAUGUUUUUGUUUCUCACGGAAACACUGUUUCCUGCUUUUCAUACAGCAAGGUGCAAGUGAACUCCUCGGGAAAUCUGAGGACUAAAAGACUGGAGUCUGAGGAGAUCGAGUUAUCGACGAUGUGUAGGAAGGAUAACAUCUACAAGGAUGUGGACGUGCUUGUUAAGGUGCCCUCGAACACGAGAUGCGCCCAGUUCUCGCCAAACGACUCGGAAUCACUUUUGUAUUCAGGGCAAAUAUACUCGAUUUUAAUUCGACCCAGAAGCAAGCAGUUGAUCGCAGCACACGACGAAAUUAUUUCAAUUUGGUGUACAAACUCGGGAAAAUUGCUAUAUGCCUGGUACGCACAUCCGGAUGAGCAAGUACACUUUAUUCAACUUCUAAGGGAGGACGAUUUGCUAAUAUCGGGAGGCUCAGAUGGACAAAUUAAGCUCUGGAGGCUCCCAGACGAUGAAAAGUUAAAGUGA